AUGCGCCCGGGAAGAUGGUGGACGCCAGAGCCGGAGCGGCUGCCAGCGGGGAGACGUGGGAAGAGGGUGGACGCCGGAGCCGGAGUGGCUACCGGCGGGGAGAGGUGGGCGGCCGCGCCGGAGCGGAGCCGAGGGCUAUGCGUCUUCGAGCAACGGCGUUUGGGAAAUAUGCCACGGGAAAUUGGAUCACUGAGCAAUCUGGAAUAUCUAGAUUUAUCAUCAAACAACCUAAUUGGACAUAUACCAGGAUCAAUUCAACAUUGCAUGAAGCUUCGCUUCCUAAAGUUGAGCCAUAAUUACCUUAGUGGUACUAUUCCUACCGAACUAGAGAUGUUGGUAUACCUACAAAAUUUGGAUCUCAGUGACAAUUCAAUUGAUGGUGCUAUUCCAAGUAUGUUAAGUGGCCUGAAUAUGCUUGAAGCUUUGAAUCUUUCUCACAAUGCACUGAACGGCAGCAUUCACCCAUCAUUUCAGAGCAUGGUCAGGCUCUUACCAAUGGAUUUGUCAUACAACAAAUUAGAAGGGUCAGUGCCACAUAAAGUCCACCGAGAUAUUACAAGUGGCAACAUUUUGCUUGACUUGGAAUUUAAGGCAUGCAUCUCGGAUUUCGGUAUAGCGAAAAUACAUGAUGUAGACGCAUCAAACUGCACGAUCUGGCCGGGACAAAAGGAUAUCUUUUUUUUGCGAGAAGGGACAAAAGGACAUCUUGCCCCAGAGCUUGCAUACACAACUAGGGUGACAGAGAAGUGCGAUGUUUAUAGCUUUGGCGUGCUCGUUCUAGAGCUGUUCAUGGGACAUCAUCCAGAGCCUGAUCCAUCACGUCGUCCGACGAUGCAGGAAAUAAUCAAGGUGCUCUCAACAGUUGAACGAUCACCUGCUAAUAAUCUUGAUUAUCUCCACACUGGCAUUGUCAUCCCCGCCUCCUGGUCCUGA
Messenger RNA from Triticum dicoccoides, 933 nucleotides. Its product is annotated as MDIS1-interacting receptor like kinase 2-like. Gene Ontology annotation, molecular function: protein kinase activity; protein binding; ATP binding. Bases 1 to 933 code for a protein of 310 amino acids. The record is from RefSeq and is a predicted model, not a curated record. Lineage: Eukaryota; Viridiplantae; Streptophyta; Magnoliopsida; Poales; Poaceae. Gene Ontology annotation, biological process: protein phosphorylation. The transcript has 5 exons.